Messenger RNA from Macrosteles quadrilineatus (aster leafhopper), 1089 nucleotides. RefSeq names its product peptidoglycan-recognition protein SB2-like. The transcript is spliced from 4 exons. Gene Ontology annotation, biological process: peptidoglycan catabolic process. The record is from RefSeq and is a predicted model, not a curated record. Bases 123 to 584 code for a protein of 153 amino acids. NCBI's taxonomy places the organism in Eukaryota, Metazoa, Arthropoda, Insecta, Hemiptera, Cicadellidae. Gene Ontology annotation, molecular function: N-acetylmuramoyl-L-alanine amidase activity; zinc ion binding.
ACACCUAACUCAUCACAUAGGCUAGGUUAACAGACUAAAUGUUUAUAAGAAUAUAUUUUAUAACACUGAAAAUUAAAAGUGAUAAAGACCAUUAAAACAGUGAACUUAGGUAGUUUACAGACAUGCCAGUGAAUAUCAUACCGAGGGACCAAUGGGGUGCCCUACCACCCCGGGUGAUGGUAAACGCUCUACUCACGCCUGUACAGAAUGUUUUCUGUAUGAACACUCACUCCAAACCCUGCUUCGACCACCUGGUGUGUAUGGGAACACUUAGACUGCUUCAGAGAUCACACAUGCAACGACAGAACCAGAGGGAUAUCAGAUACAAUUUCAUAGUGGGCAGUGAUGGCGAUGUAUACGAAGGCAGAGGAUGGACAUCUUCACCUCUUCUACCAAGAGAGCAUUCCAGAUUGAGCAACAAAAGUAUCCUCAUUGGAUACAUCGGUGACUUUACUGCGGCAGAUCUUCCUGCCAACAUGUCACAGGCAGGAUACGAUCUCAUAGAAUACGGAAUUCAGCAGGGCCACAUCGCAUCAGACUUCUUGUACUACGAUAUACUCACGAAACUUCACAGCCAUGUGUGAAAUAUUAUUUAGUUUUAUUACUUGUUGUGGUAUUUAUAAGUUAAGAUUAGUGUUAAUGUUAAUAAAAUGUUUUGGCUUGUUCUGAAUCGAUAUCGCAACCGAAACGGUUGAAAUAAGCGUCUGAAAUGUGGGUUUGGGACGAUGGCUAAAGAAUUCCUGUACAAUAUCUUAAUUUUCUGCCGGAUUAUAAAGAUUUUGUGAGCAGUGAUCUAUUUAAUGAUCAUAUAUCUGAGAGUAUGUCGAUUUAGGUUCUGAAAUCUAAUCAUUAACUGCAUCACUAUCAUUUUAGAUCAAACAUUUUUUUAUUUUUCAAAUAAUUAAAGAAAAAAGGUGUUUAAAAAGAACUAGUUAUGAUUAUUUAAUAUUGACGGUAUAUAAUGUCAUUUUUUAACAAGUCAAAGUUAAAUGUAAUUCACGAAUUCAAACAGAUUUUGUUUUGUCUGGGAAACCCUAGACAUGUUAUUAAUUACCAAAGGUGCCCUUUUUUAAUAAAUAAAAAAAAUUU